This is a messenger RNA of Piliocolobus tephrosceles (Ugandan red Colobus), 4390 nucleotides long. RefSeq names its product casein kinase 1 alpha 1 (gene CSNK1A1). The coding region runs from base 606 to 1703 and encodes 365 amino acids. Gene Ontology annotation, molecular function: protein kinase activity; ATP binding. Gene Ontology annotation, biological process: protein phosphorylation. NCBI's taxonomy places the organism in Eukaryota, Metazoa, Chordata, Mammalia, Primates, Cercopithecidae. The record is from RefSeq and is a predicted model, not a curated record. The transcript has 11 exons.
CAGGAGUUGCAGCGCUCAUGCGCUAGUGGGCGGUGACAGGGUGACGCUCGGAGCGUGGGCCGCGACUCUCACGGAUCCGGUUCCGCCCUCUCGCUGCCCAUCCUUCGGAGCGAGCGCCCCAGAUCCCUUUCCCAGAGUGCUCUGCGCCGUGAAGAAGCGGCUCCCGGGGACUGGGGGCAUUUUGUGUUGGCUGGAGCUGGAGUAACAAGAUGGCGGCGUCGGCGGAGUGACAGGGGUCCCUCUGGGCCGGAGCCGGCGGCAGUGGUGGUAGCGGUAUCGCCGCCCUAGCUCACCGCGCCCCUUUUCCAGCCCGCGACGUCGCCGCGCAAGCGAGGCAGCGGCGGCCGCCGAGAAACAAGUGGCCCAGCCUGGUAACCGCGAGAAGCUUUUCACAAACUGCGGCCUGGCAAAGAGAAACCUGACUGAGCGGUGGUGAUCAGGUUCCCCUCGGCUGAUUCUGGGCCCCGAACGCCGGUAAAGGCCUCCGUGUUCUGUUUCCUGCCGCCUUCCUCCUUAGCCUUGUCCAGUGUAGGAGCCCCAGAGGCCUCCGUCGUCUUCCCAGAGGUGUCGGGGCUUGGCCCCAGCCUCCAUCUUCGUCUCUCAGGAUGGCGAGUAGCAGCGGCUCUAAGGCUGAAUUCAUUGUCGGAGGGAAAUAUAAACUGGUACGGAAGAUCGGGUCUGGCUCCUUUGGGGACAUCUAUCUGGCGAUCAACAUCACCAACGGCGAGGAAGUGGCAGUGAAGCUAGAAUCUCAGAAGGCCAGGCAUCCCCAGUUGCUGUACGAGAGCAAGCUCUAUAAGAUUCUUCAAGGUGGGGUUGGCAUCCCCCACAUACGGUGGUAUGGUCAGGAAAAAGACUACAAUGUACUAGUCAUGGAUCUUCUGGGACCUAGCCUCGAAGACCUCUUCAAUUUCUGUUCAAGAAGGUUCACAAUGAAAACUGUACUUAUGUUAGCUGACCAGAUGAUCAGUAGAAUUGAAUAUGUGCAUACAAAGAAUUUUAUACACAGAGACAUUAAACCAGAUAACUUCCUAAUGGGUAUUGGGCGUCACUGUAAUAAGUGUUUAGAAUCUCCAGUGGGGAAGAGGAAAAGAAGCAUGACUGUUAGUACUUCUCAGGACCCAUCUUUCUCAGGAUUAAACCAGUUAUUCCUUAUUGAUUUUGGUUUGGCCAAAAAGUACAGAGACAACAGGACAAGGCAACACAUACCAUACAGAGAAGAUAAAAACCUCACUGGCACUGCCCGAUAUGCUAGCAUCAAUGCACAUCUUGGUAUUGAGCAGAGUCGCCGAGAUGACAUGGAAUCAUUAGGAUAUGUUUUGAUGUAUUUUAAUAGAACCAGCCUGCCAUGGCAAGGGCUAAAGGCUGCAACAAAGAAACAAAAAUAUGAAAAGAUUAGUGAAAAGAAGAUGUCCACGCCUGUUGAAGUUUUAUGUAAGGGGUUUCCUGCAGAAUUUGCCAUGUACUUAAACUAUUGUCGUGGGCUACGCUUUGAGGAAGCCCCAGAUUACAUGUAUCUGAGGCAGCUAUUCCGCAUUCUUUUCAGGACCCUGAACCAUCAAUAUGACUACACAUUUGAUUGGACAAUGUUAAAGCAGAAAGCAGCACAGCAGGCAGCCUCUUCCAGUGGGCAGGGUCAGCAGGCCCAAACCCCCACAGGCAAGCAAACUGACAAAACCAAGAGUAACAUGAAAGGUUUCUAAGCAUGAAUUGAGGAACAGAAGAAGCAGAGCAGAUGAUCGGAGCAGCAUUUGUUUCUCCCCAAAUCUAGAAAUUUUAGUUCAUAUGUACACUAGCCAGUGGUUGUGGACAACCAUUUACUUGGUGUAAAGAACUUAAUUUCAGUAUAAACUGACUCUGGGCAGCAUUGGUGAUGCUGUAUCCUGAGUUGUAGCCGCUGUAAUUGUGAAUAUUAACUGAGAUAGUGAAACAUGGUGUCCGGUUUUCUAUUGCAUUUUUUUCAAGUGGAAAAGUUAACUAAAUGGUUGACACACACAAAUUGGUGGAGAAAUUGUGCAUAUGCCAAUUUUUUGUUAAAACCUUUUGUUUUGAACUAUACUGCUUUGAGAUCUCAUUUCAGAAGAACGGCAUGAACAGUCUUCAGCCACAGUUGUGAUGUUUGUAAAUGCUCACAAUUGUGCAUUCUUAGGGUUUUUCCAUCCCUGGGGUUUGCAAGUUGUUCACUUAAAACAUUCUUAAAAUGGUUGGCUUCUUGUCUGCAAGCCAGCUGAUAUGGUAGCAACCAAAGAUUCCAGUGUUUGAGCAUAUGAAAGACUCUGCCUGCUUAAUUGUGCUAGAAAUAACAGCAUCUAAAGUGAAGACUUAAGAAAAACUUAGUGACUACUAGAUUAUCUUUAGGACUCUGCAUUAACUCUAUAAUGUUCUUGGUAUUAAAAAGAAAAAGCAUAUUUGUCACAGAAAUUUAGUUAACAUCUUAAAACUGAACAUGUAUGUAUGUUGCUUAGAUAAAUGUAAUCACUGUAAACAUCUAUAUGAUCUGGGAUUUUGUUUUUAUUUUGAAAUGGGAGCUUUUUUGUUUACAAGUUCAUUAAAAACUAAAAACUGUUUCUGUAAGGAAAUGAGAUUUUUUUUAAACAACAAAAAAUGCCUUGCUGACUCAAUAUUAAAUAAAAAUCUCCCCAAUUUUUUGAUAGACUAUUUCAAGCCAUUUGUUACAUGGUAUUCCUUUGCAAGUCAAUUUAGGUUUCGUGUUAUAACUUUUCCUCUUUUUUAAAAAAAAUAAAACGAAAAAAGUAAUUCUUUUGUCUGAAGGGGAAAGGCAUUCUUUCAUUUUUUCUUUUUCUUUUUUUUUUUUUUUUAUGACUUGCAGGCACAAUAUCUAGUACUGCAACUGCCAGAACUUGGUAUUGUAGCUGCUGCCCGCUGACUAGCAGCUGGACUGAUUUUGAAUAAAAAUGAAAGCAUUAAAGGGUUUCCCUACAAAACAUUUUUCUUUAAAAUACUUGUGAAGUGGCUAUAAGCAGUUGACUUUCACCCUUGGAGAGCAUCACACUGUGUGAGGUUCAGUGAUUGUUGACCCUCCCCAGCCCCUCCUGCUUCUUUAAGUUAUCGGUGUGCGUGCGCUUCCUCUCAAUCUUCUUUGCACGCUCAUUUCUUUUUCUCUGACCCAUGAGAAAGGAAAACUUACUGAUGAUAAUUUUUAAGUAAUGUAAUUUAUUCAUUUAUAGCAUGUCAGGAUAAAUUAAAAGAACAUUUGUCUGGAAAUGCUGCCGGGAGCCUAUUGUGUAAAUGUUAGGUAUUUUGUAAAAUAACCUUGAAAUUGUAAAUUGACACGUGUUUGGUCAGAUUGUGUCAAGUUUAAUUUGUUUUGUUUUUUCUUUUUUUAUUUGAAAACUACUUUAGCAAUAAUUAAUUCCAUGAUUAUCACAUUCUGCCAUUAAGGGAUAUUAGUACCGUAAUACUGAAGAAAUCUUAUUAAGUCUGAACUUUGGGGGUAGGCAGCUUCUUUGUUUCUUUUCUAUCCACCCUUGUCGGUUGAGGUAUUUGUUUCUUGACUAAUAAACCCUUUGAUACUUUUAGCCAGAAAUCGGUCUCAUAAAGCUAUUUUUGAGUAUAGUUUAUGUAAAAUAAAAAUGUUUAGCUUUGGUAAUAACUUUUCCAAGCUGAACUCCCUCUAGCAAGAUAUUUUUCAGUGCUUUUAUUUACUAUGCACUUAGACUAUGCACUUUUUCUGAAAUAUUUUUGUAACACUUUUUUGUAUUUUUGCCAUUUGAAAAGGUUGUGGUGUAGUUGGUCUGUGAUUAAGUUGCAGAUUUAAAACUGCUGUUAGCUUUGUAAAUCAAAAUAUAGGUGUUUUUUGUCCUGGUAUAUCGUCAUUCCAUCUGCAGCUGGAGCUGGAAUCCCAUUGAUCUUCUAGCUACCAUUCAUUUUCUUCACUGUUCACAAAAGAAGAAUGUGAAAUUCAGUGAAUGCUGUUACUAAUCCUGUUGCGAGAUGAAUCUCAUUUCACCAAAAUUAAAUUAUGUUUUUCCGCUAAAAUGAUGAUACAAGUUGAAGACACAUCACUCUGAAAUGGGAAGACCUCACCACUUAAGGCUCCACAGUGGCUUACUCAGCUGAACUCUAGGCUACUAUUCUUUACUUUGUUCACCCAUUGGGGGGUGCAGUUUUUUUAAAAUGUUGGGAGAUGGCCAUUCUAACUACUGUUGAAUGUCUCUGUUUUGGGAAGGUAUAACAAGAAAUAAAAAAGAAUAUAUAUGAAGGGAGAGACUGGUUAUCUCCUCCCAUAUGGUUGUGCUUAUCCUCUUAUGGCUCACAAAUGGAUAUUUGGAGGUUUGCUUUCACAGUGAUUUCCCAUCAACAACUAUUUUUAUUAAGACUUUUCUUGUUUCUGUUAGUCCUUGCAGUACUCAUAAAUGUUUUAAGCUGA